Messenger RNA from Manis pentadactyla (Chinese pangolin), 945 nucleotides. RefSeq names its product olfactory receptor 52B2. Gene Ontology annotation, biological process: G protein-coupled receptor signaling pathway. Lineage: Eukaryota; Metazoa; Chordata; Mammalia; Pholidota; Manidae. Gene Ontology annotation, molecular function: G protein-coupled receptor activity; olfactory receptor activity. The transcript has a single exon. The coding region runs from base 1 to 945 and encodes 314 amino acids. Gene Ontology annotation, cellular component: membrane. The record is from RefSeq and is a predicted model, not a curated record.
AUGACUCACACCAACCUUACCGUCUUCCACCCUGCAGUUUUUAUCCUCCUUGGUAUCCCUGGGUUGGAGGCUUAUCACGUUUGGCUGUCGGUACCCUUCUGCCUCAUGUAUAGCACUGCAGUCCUGGGGAACAGCAUCCUGAUAGUGGUCAUCAUCACAGAACGUAGCCUUCACGAGCCCAUGUACUUCUUCCUCUCCAUGCUGGCCAUCACGGACAUCCUGCUGUCCACCACUACAGUACCCAAGGCCCUGGCCAUCUUUUGGCUCCAUGCUCAUGACAUUGCCUUUGAGGCCUGUGUCACCCAAGUUUUCUUCGUCCAUGUGAUGUUUGUGGGGGAGUCAGCCAUCUUAUUGGCCAUGUCCUUUGACCGCUUUGUGGCCAUCUGUGCUCCCCUGCAUUAUACAACAGUGCUGACAUGGUCCACUGUGGGAAGGAUUGCUCUGGCCAUUGUCACUAGAAGCUUCUGCAUCAUCUUCCCAGUGAUCUUCUUGCUGAAGCGGCUGCCCUUCUGCCGGACCAACAUCAUCCCCCAUUCUUACUGUGAGCAUAUUGGCGUGGCCCGCUUGGCCUGUGCUGACAUCACCAUUAACAUCUGGUAUGGUUUCUCAGUGCCCAUUGUCAUGGUCAUCUUGGAUGUGACCCUCAUCGCUGUGUCGUACUCUCUGAUCCUCCGAGCGGUGUUUCGUUUGGCCUCGCAGGAUGCCCGGCACAAGGCCCUGAACACCUGUGGCUCCCACCUCUGUGUCAUCCUCAUGUUUUAUGUUCCAUCCUUUUUUACAUUAUUGACCCACCGCUUUGGGCAUAACAUUCCUCGACAUGUCCACAUCCUGCUAGCCAAUCUUUAUGUGGUGGUGCCGCCAAUGCUCAACCCCAUUGUCUAUGGUGUGAAGACUAAGCAGAUCCGGGAGGGUGUAGCCCACCGGUUCCUUGACUUCAAGGCCUAG